Molecule: messenger RNA, 891 nt
Organism: Closterium sp. Yama58-4
Lineage: Eukaryota; Viridiplantae; Streptophyta; Zygnematophyceae; Desmidiales; Closteriaceae
Source: the annotation of a GenBank genome assembly
AUGGCUUCCAAGACACUGCUUAUCGUCUGCUUCAUGCUCCUCGCAGUGAGAUCCGCAUUCGCGCAGCGCGGCCCGCCUCGCGGAGGCCCGCCCGGCGGUCAGGGGCCGCCAGGAGGGGCGCGCGGCGGAGGCCCUGGUGGGCGCGGCAGGCCUGACGGCGGCCCUGGCGGGCAGCCGCGCGGUCCUCCGUUGAACCUUCCGGUCGUCGGCAAUCUGACAGCGGACGUUGGCGCGCAGCUGAAGAAUUGCUCCGCGGACCUGACCUUCGUUGACGGCCGCUUCCACCUCACCGUCUUCAAGAACUCAACGGGCAACUACAACAUCCUCGUCGACGCGCUUCUCGUCGGAGGCGACGCCGCGGCCGGUCCGCCCGACUCGAUCGCGAUCGUGGAGGGCGCCGUGUGCGACUCGGCCGCGUCCGCCGCCGCCGUGAUCUCGCUGCCCUUCGCCGCCUCCGAUUGGCUGCAGCGCGCCGGCUGGUGGCUUCUGCACGCCGAGGCGCGCCUCGACGCGUUCCUUGAGAACGCCGACGCGACCUCCGUCGAGGCGCUCCUCGCGCUCCUUCCCAACGCGUCGCUCCCGCGCAGCAAUGGCGGCGGGCGCGGCGGGCGCAACGGCGGAGGCAGUUCCGGGGGCGCGGGGGGUGCGGGAGGCGCGCGGAACGGGCAGGGCAGCAGGCGCAUGGGGCUGGACGUGGGGAGGGUGGGGAGGAUGCUGAUGCGCGCAAUGGCCCGCGGCCCCGUCAAGCAGGGUUGGCAGCAGCAGGGGGGUAACGUCGUGAACAGCACCGUGAGCGGAUAUGCUGUUCUGGCUGGGAACAGUGGGUCUGGCGUCAUCUGGGGUGGGCAGCUCAUGGGCGUCAAAAUCCCCUCGGCUGCUGCUGCAGCAUGA